CCCACCCAUUUGUUUGCAGCGUCCGAAUUUUAUCAGAAUUCGAACCCUCCAAAUUCCAGUUCCCAUUUUCCAAUCCAACGAUUUCCCUCCGCCGUUGAAGCCUCAGAAUUCGGCUGUCUGUGCUACCGUUGGUAAUGGCAAUGUCUCCGAGUGCAGCAGCUAUGGCGGCUCAGUUGCCGUCUUCCUCGUCUUCGUUGUAUUCUGGUAAGAUUCGCUACAAUGCAAAUAUUGUUGGUCUCCCAAGUUUGUCAUGCCGGGGAAGUCAAAUUGGGAGGGUUAGAAGAUCUCUUUGUGUGUAUGCUCUAUUUGGUGGGAAGAAGGAUAGCAAUGAAAAGAGUGAUGAUAAUUCUUCCAAGGCAGGAAUAUUCGGAAACAUGCAAAACUUAUACGAGACUGUAAAGAAGGCACAAUCGAUAGUCCAAGUUGAGGCAGUACGGGUUCAGCAAGAGCUUGCAGCAGCUGAAUUUGAUGGUUACUGUGAAGGCGAGCUAAUAAAGGCAACACUCUCGGGGAAUCAACAACCUGUUCGCAUAGAGAUAACUGAGGCUGCAAUGGAGUUGGGACCCGACAAACUAUCACUUCUGGUGACCGAGGCCUACAAAGACGCGCACAAGAAGAGCGUGGAGGCCAUGAAAGAGAGAAUGAGCAAUCUCGCGCAAAGCCUAGGAAUGCCGCCGGGUCUCAGCGAGGGACUCAAGUGAUUGUCGCCAGAGUCGGCUGGCUUUCAAUUUUGUGUGCUAGCAGGUUUGCAAUACUACACUUUAUGUCUAUUGUCUCCUACCUUUUUAUUUAAGAUGCAGAAUAUGUGUUGCUCUCUCCACUCAUUUUUAUGUGCUGCUCUCAUUUAAUUGUCAAA
This is a messenger RNA of Andrographis paniculata, 856 nucleotides long. RefSeq names its product nucleoid-associated protein At2g24020, chloroplastic-like. Bases 135 to 701 code for a protein of 188 amino acids. The record is from RefSeq and is a predicted model, not a curated record. Gene Ontology annotation, molecular function: DNA binding. The transcript has 7 exons. NCBI's taxonomy places the organism in Eukaryota, Viridiplantae, Streptophyta, Magnoliopsida, Lamiales, Acanthaceae.